UCAACAAGAAGGAUCACAGAAGAAAUUGCUCAUAACGAUUCAAAAUAACACAGCACUAUACUUUGAAUUUCAGCACUUUAUCAUGGAUAUGAAGACUCUAAUCACCCUUUUCUUUAUUCUAUCUGCAUUUAUUUUAUCCACAGAAGGCUGUAACAAAAGAGAAAAUAGAACUAAACAGGGAAGGGUAUUCAUACCUAAAGACGCUAAAUGCAAUGCUUCAAUUCUUGAACUUGACAUUCAGAAACAAUUAAAAUCUCCCAUUACAACACUCGUUCUGCCAAUAAUUUAUUCUGUGGUAUUCAUCGUGGGACUUCCAGCAAAUGUCAUUGCCCUAUGGGUGCUUGCCUUCAAAAUAAAAAAGAUACCUUCUACUCUUCUUCUACUGAACCUGGCUGCUUCUGACUUGCUAUUUAUUGUUGCUUUACCCUUCAAGAUUAUGUAUCACUUUUUUGGAAACAACUGGAUAUUCGGCGAGAUUAUGUGCCGGACUGUCAUUUCUGCUUUCUAUGGAAAUAUGUAUUGUUCAAUUUAUUUCCUUAUGGCCAUCAGUAUUGACCGUUACAUUGCUUUAGUGCACCCUUUCUCUUGUAAAGGUCUAAGGGGAUGGAGGGCAUCUAUAAUAAUUUGUACUGCUGUAUGGUUGAUUGUAGUUCCUGGAUCAUCAAUAUUCCUACUUGUGCCACAAACUAAAUGUUUUGAAGAACUAGAUAUUACAACAUGCCAUGACAUAUGGGCAACAUGCUCUGGUUAUGAAUGGUACAAUUAUUAUUUUCUUGGACUUUUCACAAUGGGAUUUGCCAUUCCUCUCAUUGUUGUAUUGUUCUGUUAUAUUCCAGUUGUGGUUGUACUAAUCAAAAAAAGGGAUUCUUACAGGAGUGUGGUUAGAGUGAUAUUGCUUGUACUUCUAACAUUCAUUGUCUUGUUUACCCCGAGCAACAUUCUGCUUAUAUUACAUUACUUGGAGAAAGAUUGGGAAAGACACAAUCAGCUCUACAUGUGGUAUAUUUUGGCUUUGUCACUGACAUCCUUUAACAGUUGCAUUGACCCAUUUAUUUAUUUCUAUGUGUCACAUGACUUCAGAGAAGUGGUAAAAAAGGCACUGAGUGUGGGGAAAGAAGAAAACAGUGAGUCAUCAAAAAGCACCAAAAGAUCUCACUAAGUAAUUUUGUCAGACAAUAAGGAGAUCUUACUGAGGAAGCAAUAACAGGCUUUCAAAAAAAUUCAAUGUACUAUGCAUAAAAGAGCAUAUACAUUUCCUAAUUAUUAAAUGUGAAUUAUUUACUGUGUAAACACAGUUAUCUAAAUUAUUUUCUGUCUGCCUGUA
Pelobates fuscus (common spadefoot toad) is the source of this 1324-nucleotide messenger RNA. RefSeq names its product proteinase-activated receptor 3-like. The record is from RefSeq and is a predicted model, not a curated record. The transcript is spliced from 2 exons. Lineage: Eukaryota; Metazoa; Chordata; Amphibia; Anura; Pelobatidae. Bases 83 to 1159 code for a protein of 358 amino acids. Gene Ontology annotation, biological process: positive regulation of Rho protein signal transduction; blood coagulation; phospholipase C-activating G protein-coupled receptor signaling pathway. Gene Ontology annotation, cellular component: plasma membrane. Gene Ontology annotation, molecular function: thrombin-activated receptor activity.